AAUUCAACGAUCCACUUUUUGAAGAUUAAUACAAAUUUACAACCAUCUCCUUCCAAUCUCAAACCAUCUUAUAAAACUCUCACACCAAGCCUUCUCUCUCUCUCUCUCUCUCUCUCUUUUUCUCCGCAAUUCUCGUUGCAGUAAAGCUCUGUUUAAUCUCACACUUCCAUCAGAACUCAAAUGGCCAAGAACCCCACUUCAGGUGGUUCUGAAGACCUUUCCUCAGAUGCACAAGGAGGGUCUCAGGAUAAAAAAUCACUGGUUGUUUGCUUUGGGGAGAUGUUGAUUGACUUUGUGCCAACAGUUGGUGGCGUUUCACUUGCCGAAGCACCUGCUUUCAAGAAAGCUCCUGGUGGUGCUCCUGCUAAUGUGGCUGUUGGUAUUUCUAGACUAGGUGGUUCAUCGGCUUUUAUAGGAAAGGUAGGUGCUGAUGAUUUUGGGUAUAUGUUGGCCGACAUUUUGAAACAAAACAAUGUUGACAAUUCAGGCAUGCGGUUUGAACCCACUGCAAGGACUGCACUAGCUUUUGUUACGCUCAGAGCUGAUGGUGAGCGUGAAUUCUUAUUUUUCCGUCAUCCAAGUGCUGAUAUGCUUCUUCUUGAAUCUGAACUUGAUAUAAACCUUAUUAAGAAGGCAGGGAUCUUCCAUUAUGGUUCAAUUAGUUUGAUUGGCGAACCAUGCAGGUCAACCCAUCUUGCUGCGAUGGGCAUUGCCAAAAAGUCUGGCUGCUUCCUCUCCUAUGAUCCAAACUUGAGAUUGCCAUUGUGGCCAUCAGAAGAGGCUGCUCGGAAGGGCAUAAUGAGCAUAUGGGAUCAGGCAGAUUUUAUUAAGAUAAGUGAGGACGAAAUUAGAUUCCUUACUGGUGGAGAUGAUCCAGAUGAUGAUAAUGUCGUGUUAAAUAAGCUCUUUCAUCCUAAUCUUAAGCUUUUGGUUGUCACUGAAGGUUCAGAGGGUUGCAGAUAUUUCACUAAGGAAUUUAAGGGCAGGGUUGCUGGUGUUAAAGUUAAGCCCGUUGACACAACUGGUGCUGGAGAUGCAUUUGUCAGUGGCAUUGUGAACAGCUUGGCUUCUGACCUAAAUAUUAUCCAGGAUGAGAAGCGUUUACGGGAAGCUCUACAUUUUGCCAAUGCCACUGGUGCCCUCACGGUGACAGAGAGGGGGGCCAUUCCUGCCCUACCCACAAAAGAAGCUGUCCUCCAAUUUUUGCAAAAGCUCAAUGCAUGAUAGAACUUGAAACAAAAAUCCUAGCUCAUGUACUUAAAGGAAUUAAGCUAAUGUAAUGAGUUUCCUUGCUUAGGUAACAAUGAGCUUCUUGCUCUUUUCUUUUUUUUGCAUAAUAACUUCUAUGGAACUUUCCCUUGGCUUGUCCCUA
Molecule: messenger RNA, 1372 nt
Organism: Quercus robur (English oak)
Lineage: Eukaryota; Viridiplantae; Streptophyta; Magnoliopsida; Fagales; Fagaceae
Product: probable fructokinase-7
Exons: 7
Coding region: 181-1224 (347 amino acids)
Biological process (GO): fructose metabolic process
Cellular component (GO): cytosol
Molecular function (GO): fructokinase activity
Source: RefSeq, a predicted model, not a curated record